Molecule: messenger RNA, 1651 nt
Organism: Entelurus aequoreus (snake pipefish)
Lineage: Eukaryota; Metazoa; Chordata; Actinopteri; Syngnathiformes; Syngnathidae
Exons: 2
Coding region: 127-1209 (360 amino acids)
Biological process (GO): retrotransposition
Cellular component (GO): ribonucleoprotein complex
Molecular function (GO): single-stranded RNA binding
Source: RefSeq, a predicted model, not a curated record
AAGAUGUGAAGGAGGGAGGACGCGUCCGAGCGACUCUCCGUGAAUUUGACACUCAAAUUGUAUAAAAACCACAUAUUGUGAGGAAAUUCGAGUUGAAAGGAGAACAUAAGUGAUUAUAGGCACACUAUGGCUUCGCGGGGCGGCAAAACUCCACAGCAGGGGAUAAAGGCGCACUUUACUCGGCAUAGUAAAACUACCACUACAAACAGUGGGACUAGCUUAGCCUCUCCAGCUAGUAGCUCUGUAGCUGCUAAAGAGGCUAAUGCUGGUAGCAUGACCGCAGCCAGCCUACCCCCAGAAAUGGAGAGCCUACACCGACUCAUGACCGCAUCAAUGGAGAAUAUAAUAGCUCCGCUGAAGAGGACCAUGGAUGAAGUGAAGAUAAUUGUGGAGGAUCAAGGCAAAAGGAUCGUCGACUUGGAAGAAAACGCAACGCAGCUAACUGAACGAGUCACCGCUCUUGAGGCUAUAUGUGAGCAGCUCUUGACCCAGAACGAGUCACUGAACGAACGCAUGGAAGACGCCUCUAACAGGUCUAGACGCUGCAACCUGCGCGUCACGAACGUACUACCGAGUCCUGGGGAAAGGAACGACUGUGUUCAAUUCAUGCAAAACUUUUUUGCCACAGUACUUGGGGACGUGUUCACCGAGCCACCCAUACUAGACAGAGCGCACAGGAUCGGUAAGGAAAAUCCGGGGCCCAACCCGAGGCCUAGAGUGAUGAUUGUCCGCUUCCAUUACUUUCAGGACAAGAUGCGUGCACUACGGGCAGACAGGAGCCUGCUACAAUGGAAGGGACAGAAAAUUAUGCUCUAUCCAGAUUAUGCGCCAGCUACUGUGAAACUUCGUGCCACAUUCACCAAGACCGCUGAUGAAGCACAACGAUUCUAUGACCGGCGUAUAGCCAGACUCCCGGACAUGGAGAGAAACACAACUACCAAACCAGCGAGAAGAGGGCGCGCCACCACCCAGGAGAGAGGCGACACCGGCCGGGAGAGAGAGGAGGAGAACGGCGCUGGACUAGGCAACGAAGAGGAUGGAACGCACGGGAAGAACGGUCCGGGAGGAGAGGACGAGGCGAUGGGAGGCAUCAGCGUGGAAGGAGAAUAUAACGACGAGGUGAACGACGGCGAAGAAGAAGACGGCGGCAGCGGCAGCGAGUCCGGAGACAACAUGGGGGCUCUGGACGAGAAUGACGGUACUGAGUAGCAUUGAUCCGAGAAAUGGGGUAAGAACACCACUACAACUGACACUUAUGUAAAUAGACACAUCCACGGUUGCCUGCCAAGGAAAUGGACACAUUGAAGGGAAUAGACUGAUGGGAAACGGACAGAGAUUUACUUUCUUUUGGACUUUUGCAAGAACUUGGGACUCACGGGGGGGAGGGGGAUGGUCAGGGGAAAUAAGGGAAACGCUGGUAUGGUUUAUUGGUUUAGUCUAUGUUUGAACUCUCAUUCUAUAAGAUAUUAGAUCUGGAAUCAGAUAGAAUACAAACCUUUUUUUUUGUUUUGUUCUGUUUGUGUGUGUGUGUGUGUAUGUGGGUGUGUGUGUGUGUGGGUGUGUGCGUGUGUGUGUAUCCAUUCAUACAUAUGUGUGUGGGUGCGUGCGUGAGUAUCCACAUCAGGACAUGGAUCGUGUGGGGGUGCUUUUG